This is a messenger RNA of Aphidius gifuensis, 502 nucleotides long. RefSeq names its product electron transfer flavoprotein regulatory factor 1 (gene osi). The transcript is spliced from 2 exons. Lineage: Eukaryota; Metazoa; Arthropoda; Insecta; Hymenoptera; Braconidae. Gene Ontology annotation, biological process: respiratory electron transport chain. Gene Ontology annotation, cellular component: mitochondrion. The record is from RefSeq and is a predicted model, not a curated record. Bases 72 to 332 code for a protein of 86 amino acids.
AAACAUUUAUUUAAUUGACUCAGUGUUGAUCCAAGUUGUACAAAGAUCGAUUGAAGAAAAAAAAAAAAAUCAUGUCAUCACAAAGAUACAGAGUUUUGGAUUUAUACAAAACGUUGCUAUAUAUGGGAAAAGAUUAUCCUCAAGGCUAUGAUUUUUUUCGUAAAAAUUUAAAAAAUUCAUUUACAAAAAAUAAACAUGAAACUGAUCCAGUUAAAAUUGAAGAAAUGAUUGAACGUGGUAAAUUUGUCAUUAAAGAAAUUGAAGCACUUUAUAUGCUUAAAAAAUAUAGAACAAUUAAAAGAAGAUAUUAUGAUGAGCCUGUUAAUAAAUAAUUAUAUAAUAAUAAUAUUUUAUCAUCUACCUUGAUGUUCAGAAAUUGCAGAAAUUAAAAAAAAUAAAUAUUUAAAAAAGAAAACACAGACACCAUAUUGUUUAUUAUAUAAAACACUUGUUAUUUUUUAUUGUAAUAUAAUAAAUAAAUAAGUUUUUAAAAUAUUAACAU